Messenger RNA from Gigantopelta aegis, 1107 nucleotides. RefSeq lists its product as uncharacterized. NCBI's taxonomy places the organism in Eukaryota, Metazoa, Mollusca, Gastropoda, Neomphalida, Peltospiridae. Bases 233 to 556 code for a protein of 107 amino acids. The transcript is spliced from 3 exons. The record is from RefSeq and is a predicted model, not a curated record.
UUACUUUUUUACUCAUAUGAUAACAGUUUCUGUGUAGUAAGACCGUUAACAUGUAAACAACAAACGCGUGACGUCAACGAAAAAAAUGAAUGAUUGUGACGUCAGCGAAGAGAAUUUCAGCUCCACAAAGUCCUGAGUGGAACUGUCAAAAGAUUUUGCAGAUGCGUGUAUGAAACAGAUAAUGAGAAGGCUUCUGAAACGGUCGGGGAUGGAGUAAACGCAACCCUACAGUAUGAAUGUGAAGCGUUCGUCCACUCGCCCAAGUCAUCUAAGGCAGCCUUGGGGUUACAUACACGAGCCAGAAAUUGGGUAUGGCUUCAAGAGACUGUCGCCCUAUGAGAUAAGACAGACCGUGGACCGUCUGCAUACAAUCAGAAGAAGGCAAGGGAGGACUUAUGAGCGGCCAAACAAACCCAUGACAGAAGAGCAAGUAGUCCAGAUGCUGGAUCGUCUGACAAAGGCGGACAAAAUUCCCGAUAGUGACAGGCGGGUGAGCUCAUCCCGUUUCCGUGACUACGGAAUAAGCGCCUCGUUUGCCUGGAAAGGUUACAAUUAAAGGGAGAUAACUCCAGUCAGCAGAAUUCCGGAGGAAAUUAAAAAAAAAAAAUGCGUUGGAUGUGCGCAUGACCGGAUUAUUUUUUUUUUUUGGGGGGGGGGGGGGCGAGGGGUGUCUUUUAUUUACUUUUCUUAUUUUUGUGGAUAAUUUAAGUACCCUUUUAUUAUUCUUUUUUUUUAACUUUUAUAAAUUUACAUUGAUUCUCUUUUAAAGAAAAGUUAGUAUGAUUAAAAAAAAUUCAGUUAUUAUUAUUAUUCAUUAUAGAGUUUUGCUAGUUCAUUGGUUCCAUUUUGUCGCAAUCGGAAUAUAGUGUCCAUACUAUUUAUUUUUAACAUCUGGAUGCGGGUCAAGGGUUUUUCUAAACUGGGCGGUACAUAAAAAGGGACGAGAAGCCUGGUAGAUUGUACCUGGGUAACUGUCUUUGCUGUUUAAAUUCGCUUUUGAAUGACAAAUAUCAACCUUUUAUUCAUAUGCAUUGAUAUGUACUCUCCUCCACCUAGCCCUAACCCAUAAGUUAAAAAUACAUUGUAAAUAAAUAAGUGAAUUUAAAA